ACCUAUUCUCUCGAUAAAUCACUACACAUCAUGGCACCAUGCUUCCUCCUCAUCGGCAUAGCGUGGGACCAAUACGAAACUCUCGUCGGCGCAGACAAGGCGGAAGAGAUGAUUGCGAGGGUUAAAGUAGCCUUAGCGCGCGAUGAACAGCAAUUCAAAGAUGUUGGAUUGGACUACCAAUACCUGGACUACGCGCCUGGGGAGAGUAUGCAGCGAUUAGAAAAGGUGCUUGCGGAGAAGGAAUGGUCUGGAGUGUGCAUAGGGAUUGGUAUCCGUGCCAAUAGGCAAUUCACACCCCUCUUCGAAUCCCUCGUUAAUACAGUACAUGAGAAAUCUCCUCAUACCAAGCUCCUGUUCAACACACAACCGGACGACACGAUUGAGGCGGCGAAGAGAUGGUUCCCGGAGGCAAAUAAUGGGAAUAAAUAGUUCUAUUUAGGUCGAGAAAAGGGACCUCCUAAUUCAGAACAUCUCGAUCGUUACAUUCAAUGCAGCUUAUGAUGAAAGACCGGGGCCACCUCUUACAGUGUUAAAGAAGUGUAAUACAGAGAGGAAUAAACGCCUUCUAAUCUAGACCGUCUCACUCAUGACGUCCAAUGCAGAUUACCUUGACAGACUGGGGCCACCUCUCACAACGUCAAAAAGGGUGAUAUAGAGGAGAAAAAUUUACCUCCUAAUCUAGGCCGUCUCAC
Messenger RNA from Mytilinidion resinicola, 692 nucleotides. RefSeq lists its product as uncharacterized. Lineage: Eukaryota; Fungi; Ascomycota; Dothideomycetes; Mytilinidiales; Mytilinidiaceae. The coding region runs from base 31 to 429 and encodes 132 amino acids. The transcript has 2 exons. The record is from RefSeq and is a predicted model, not a curated record.